GUGGAUGGUGUCCCCAUGCCGUGGGUGGUGUCCCCAAGCCGUGGGUGCUGUCCCCGGGCUGGGGCAGGUGCUGGGCAGCCCCCGGCACCGCGUGGCUGCCGCCGGUGCCUCCCAAAAUCCCCAUCCCGAAAGGGGCUCGGCCGCACCCGGAGCCCAUCCCGGCCCCUGCCACCUCCCAGCCGGGACCCGCGGGGGUCGCCCACCGUGUCCCCUCUCCGCGGUCCCGGGGACCGAGCCCCCCCCGCCCUGUCCCCGCCUGACGUCACCGGCCCCGCCGCGUCCCGGAGCUGCUGCGGGAUGGAGCCCGGAGCUCGGCUGUGCCUCUCGCUCUGCCUCGCCGCCGUCCUCCCGGCCCCGGGCUGCCGGGGAGCGCAGGGCAGGCUCGCCUACAAACUGCUCCACGACCUCUUCGCCAACUACUCCAGCGCCCUGCGCCCCGUGGAGGACACGGACCGGGCGCUGAACGUCACCCUCCAGGUCACCUUGUCGCAGAUCAUCGACAUGACCUGGCUGGACGCCCACCUCACCUGGGACAAGGACGGGUACGGCGGCAUCGACAGCAUCCGCAUCCCCAGCAGCUACGUGUGGCGGCCUGACAUCAUCCUCUACAACAACGCCGACGAGCACUUCGGGGGCUCCAUGGAGACCAACGUGGUGCUGCGCUCCGACGGCCGCAUCAUGUGGGACUCGCCCGCCAUCACCAAGAGCUCCUGCAAGGUGGACGUGUCCUACUUCCCCUUCGACGGGCAGCGGUGCCGCCUCACCUUCGGCUCCUGGACCCACAACGGGAACCAGAUCGACCUCCGCAACCAGCUGGACAGCGGGGACCUGAGGGACUUCGUGGAGAACGUGGAGUGGGAGGUGCUGGGCAUGCCGGCCACGAGGAACGUCAUCACCUACGGCUGCUGCUCCGAGCCCUACCCCGAUGUCACCUACACCCUGCUCCUGCGCCGCCGCGCCUCCUUCUACAUCUUCAACCUGCUGCUGCCCUGCAUCAUGGUCUCCUUCCUGGCGCCCCUGGGCUUCUACCUGCCGGCCGACUCGGGGGAGAAGGUGUCGCUGGGGGUGACGGUGCUGCUGGCCCUCACCGUGUUCCAGCUGCUGGUGGCCGAGAGCAUGCCCCCCUCGGAGAGCGUCCCGCUCAUCGGGAAGUACUACAUCGCCACCAUGACCAUGAUCACGGCCUCCACCGCGCUCACCAUCUUCAUCAUGAACGUGCACCACUGCGGGCCGGGGGCCCGGGCCGUGCCCCCCUGGGCGCGCCGGCUCAUCCUGCACCACCUGGCCCGGCUCUGCUGCGUCUACGAGGUGGGCGAGAGCUGCAAGGGCCCCCAGCGGGCAUCGGGCGGGCGGGCGAGUGUGGGGGACGCCGGGGGACCGGGGGAAAGCCCCGGGGAGGGGCAGGCGGGCACGGAGGUGCGGGGCUGCCCCUGGGACCACUGCCUGUGCCACCACGACGCCCUGCUGAGGAACGUCGGGUACAUCGCCGGCUGCUUUCGGCGCCAGCGCGCCAACCAGCGCCGCACCGGAGAGUGGAAGAAGGUGGCCAAGGUGAUGGACCGCUUCUUCAUGUGGGUCUUCUUCCUCAUGGUGUUCCUCAUGAGCGUGCUGGUCCUGGGCAACGCUGCCUGAGGGCUCUGCGGAGCCAGCAGUGCGGCCCCCAGGGCUGGCGGUGGCUGCGGGCACCUCACAGGGGGUGACACGAAUGGCCCCGGUCCCCCCAAAGCUGCAGCGCUGAGCGGUCCCAGCCCUGUCUGACUGUACCAGAGCGGGCACCCACGUCCCCCUGUGUCAUCCCGCUCCUGAGAAAUGCAUCAAAUGAAAUAAAGCGUGGAACGUGUGUCCUGCCCCUGCUGCCUGGGACAAGGGUGCUGGCCGGGGUGAGGGUGGCCUGGAGGGAUGGAGGGAUCAGGUCCUGAGCUGAGCUCCUGACAGAUGGGAGAUCCCCGAGGGGAGCGGAGGGGGCUUCCCACGGGAAGGAGUGCGGGGCCCGGCAGGAGCUCUGGAGCUGCUGCCCACCCUGGCCAGGGCAGGUUGGUCCCAUGGUCCAUCCAUCAGUGCCCAGCCUGUGGCAGCCACUGCCCUG
Poecile atricapillus (Black-capped chickadee) is the source of this 2086-nucleotide messenger RNA. It is a transcript of the gene CHRNA10, whose product is annotated as cholinergic receptor nicotinic alpha 10 subunit. Gene Ontology annotation, molecular function: transmembrane signaling receptor activity; acetylcholine-gated monoatomic cation-selective channel activity. The transcript has 5 exons. Gene Ontology annotation, biological process: nervous system process; monoatomic ion transmembrane transport; chemical synaptic transmission. The record is from RefSeq and is a predicted model, not a curated record. NCBI's taxonomy places the organism in Eukaryota, Metazoa, Chordata, Aves, Passeriformes, Paridae. Bases 16 to 1632 code for a protein of 538 amino acids. Gene Ontology annotation, cellular component: neuron projection; postsynaptic membrane; synapse.